Molecule: messenger RNA, 1891 nt
Organism: Fusarium vanettenii 77-13-4
Lineage: Eukaryota; Fungi; Ascomycota; Sordariomycetes; Hypocreales; Nectriaceae
Exons: 2
Coding region: 31-1731 (566 amino acids)
Biological process (GO): transcription initiation at mitochondrial promoter
Cellular component (GO): mitochondrial matrix; mitochondrial DNA-directed RNA polymerase complex
Molecular function (GO): mitochondrial transcription factor activity
Source: RefSeq, a predicted model, not a curated record
CGCAAGGGGAGCACCCGCGUGACAGAGGAGAUGCUCGUCGCGGGGACUCCCGUCGCAGAGAAGCUCAAGGAGACUAAGCUCUGGAAGUGGGGGAGGGGGAAGAAGGCUGUAAAGGGUCCUGUUGGUGAUAAGCAUCGUGUGAAUAUUGUUAGCGAGAAGCUAUGCGAUGAUAUUGCUAAUUACAUCGGCCCCUCUCUCGAUCGACACCGCGGCUGCGAUCUCAUCGAUAUAAACCCCGGCGCCGGCCUCUGGAGUCGAACCCUCCACGAUCUUGUUCAACCCCGCAAGCACAUCCUCAUGGAACCCGACGUCAAUAUCUAUGGACCCAUGCUCUCCGACCUCAUCGAGAGACCCGGCGUGCAGCUUCUCCCAAAAGCCGGCAUCCUCUGGCGAGAAGUCAACGACAUGCUCGCAACAUGUAUAUCCCCAGAGAAAAAGGCCGACCCCAACGCAGAACCGCAGCGAAACGACACUCUUCUUGUAAAUAUCAACAUGUCAUUCGCACCUCCAAAGAAGUUUCAAAUGUUUGAGUGCGUCAGCACAAUGGUUCUAUACCAACUCAUGGCAUCUAUAAGGACAGCCUCGCUAUUCCAACAAUACGGUCUAGUCCGGAUGCUAAUCUGGGUCAACGACGAUUCGAAGCGCAGACUCUUGCCGCACUCUGCCACGCGGCGCAAGAAGAGCAACUUUGAGGCUGAGCUCUCGUGUGAGUGGAUCCGCGAGAUCGCAGGCAAGGACAUAGAGUUCGAGUCCAAUGAGCUCCGUGACGAGUGGAUCAACCUCGAGUCUGGGUAUAAUACUCUUGCCAGGAUGAAAAAGGCCGGGUUGACUAUGCCCUCGGAUAGGGAGACUUUUCUCUACAAGAUGGUGACGGCUGAUGAGAGCCUCAUGGGUCAGAAGCUCGCUGGAGAGAGAAGACCCGUUCUCAGCAGACCCUUCCGCACUGAGCUCGAAGAUCUAGAAUGCGAACUCGCCUCGUCCAACAUGAUAGAACCUUCAAAACGUCUUAAAGCCCUCCGAUACCGAGACAAAUACGACAUUGAAGAUUCAACUAUAUACCACGACCUCAUCCAGCAAGGCGAGGCAGCAUGCCAAAUCUACAAGACGGACCCCGUCGCAUUCGCCGCCGCCGACGCAGCAUGGAGCGCCAAGAUUGAGCGCCUAAAGAAGAACAGCCGCAAGGAGUACGCCAUUAUCCGAGACAACUAUCAACUCUUCCGACAGGAUCCCCCAAUGCUCCAUUGGGACCAACGUCUCUAUGAGCCCCUCAACGUUCGCCCCGACGAAUUCUACCCUCAAGUCCCCUGUGCGCUGCUCGACCUCCAACCAAAGACGAUGCAUAAGUACCUCCGACAGCACGGCCCCACAGCCCGCGCAGGAAGUCUAGCAGACGUAAUCCUGCGAUUCUGGUUCGGCUACUCCCUAUACCCAGUAUCCAAGGCCAUGGACAGCCUGUGGCCUGGCUUCGGCCACAUGUACCCCCAGAUAAAAACCGUACGGGAUCCAGCCAAGGGCGGUUCCCCUCUGACAGGCCACGGAGAGUUGCCGGCUCGAUGCGUCAACGAGGAGCAGUGGACAGAGAUUGUCGAGGCCUUUUUGAACUGGCCUUUUGUGCCCGAGUACCAAGAGUUGGUGGGACGCAUGAUGGACGAGGGUGAGGGUGAGGAUGAGGAUGAUGCCAAGAGUGGAGCAAACGGAGCUGGAGGAGUUGGAGGGUCCAUGAAUCUGUAGGAUCCUCAAUGUAUAUGUACAGUAUAGAAUGCGCCAUGACUGGACGAGUUCACGGCAUUGCAACGGCGUUGUCAUGGAUAUAUCACAUGUAGAAUAGAAUAUAACGAAUACUGCUCGACAGCAAUAUUCUGGUUAAUACUGUACAACUCCUUUUCACAUC